Manihot esculenta (cassava) is the source of this 2550-nucleotide messenger RNA. RefSeq names its product protein GDAP2 homolog. The record is from RefSeq and is a predicted model, not a curated record. Bases 656 to 2341 code for a protein of 561 amino acids. The transcript has 16 exons. Lineage: Eukaryota; Viridiplantae; Streptophyta; Magnoliopsida; Malpighiales; Euphorbiaceae.
CAUUUUCUUUUCUUGCCAAAAAGAAAAGAUGGCUAUGAGCUUGGCAAAUUGCAAACUCCUCGACCUCGAGCCAGCGAUGAAAAUUCUCAUAACCCAAUUAAUUAAAUAAAAAAUAUAUAAAACCCCAUUUUCAGUUACUAUACUUUGACAAAUUUUCAGGGUUUGAAGGGGUUUUCUCUUGCCUGCUUGUUUGAUGAGAAAUGCUGAGACGAAGAAAAUAAAAUGAGGAUUUUGAUUUACCGUGUUUUUUGUUUGCUCUUAUUUAGCAUAGUUGAUAUUGGAAUAUAAUUAGAAUUGAGGAUUUCUGGGUGUUAUUGCUAUGUCAGUAUAAUUGGUAAUGAGAAUUUUGUUCGUUUUGAAAUUUUUAAUGCUAAUUCUUUUCAAUAGCUUGGAUGAUUGAAAGUCGAGUGAUGCUUGCUUAUGCGAAUUUUAAUUUAUUAGAAAGAAAAGGAAUUGUGGGCUUGUUGAGUAAUUGGUGGUGAGUAUGUGAGCAGGACACUUGUUUUGGCCUUUUUUUUUUCUUUUGGAAUUGUGAUCGUAUAUGUGUAAAUGAUGACUUUGGGUUUGAUUCAUCUUUUUAUUCCUUUAUCAGGGGAAUUAUUUGAUUAAUGUCCUUUUUUAAAAGAACAAAAACUUUCCACAUUCAAUUGCAAAUAUGUACUGGAGUGGGGCUACAACUUCGACAACUGGGGGUGGAUCACCCACUGAUACUGGGAAUUUUGUUGUGACCUUGGAUCAAGUUCCACGGUGGACAGAUGCAGAGAAUAGAUUGUCACUUGGUUAUGAUAAUGAUGACCCUUCAUUUUCCAAUUCAUAUUUCUGUGAUCCUUUAACGUCUAUUAAUGAGGAAGAAAAUAGUGGCAAUGGGGUGGUGUCAAGGUUUCCAGUUGAUCAUGAAAUCAACUCAACAAUAUAUUUAUGGAGGGGAAAUCCAUGGAAUCUUGAGGUGGAUGCUGUUGUGAAUUCUACAAAUGAGAAUAUGGAUGAAGCACAGAGCAGUCCUGGUCUGCAUGCAGCAGCUGGAACUGGUCUUGCGGAAGAAUGUGCGACACUGGGUGGUUGUCGGACAGGGAUGGCUAAAGUUACCAAUGCAUAUGACCUCCCUGCUAGGAGAGUUAUACAUACAGUUGGUCCUAAGUAUGCAGUGAAAUAUCAUACUGCAGCGGAGAAUGCUUUGAGUCACUGCUACCGUUCUUGCCUCGAGCUUCUUAUUGAAAAUGGGCUUCAGAGCAUUGCUAUGGGCUGUAUAUAUACAGAGGCUAAAGGCUAUCCACGCGAAUCAGCUGCACAUGUGGCUAUAAGGACCGUACGGCGUCUUCUUGAGAAGCAUAAAGAUAAAAUAUCUGCUGUUGUCUUUUGUACAACCACAACAAUUGAUACUGAAAUAUAUAAGAGAUUGCUUCCACUUUACUUUCCUCGAGACAAACAUGAAGAGGAGGUGGCAAUUUUAAAGCUUCCAGCCGAUGUUGGGGAUGAGAAUGGUGAGACAAUAAUAGAUGAACGUAAAAUCAGAAUUAAGCCUUUACCCAAGAAAAUUGUUCCCAAACCUCCCCAAGUAGAAGUUGACCCUCCUGUCAGUGAUGUUGGCUUGGUACAAAGAAACUCGUCAUACUUGGAUUCAUAUUUGGAUCCAGCUUUCAUGUCAUUAAUUAAGGAUCCAGAUCAGAGGCGCAAGGAGCAAUGGGAAAAAACUGCUCAAGCCCAGAGUGGAUGGAACUUUGCUAAAAUGCUUGGAUUUGGUGAUCUUGGUGGUCCUCCACUGUCUAUUGCUGAAGAAUACUCUCUUCACUCCAGAUCCCUUGCUAAAGCAAAUUCUCUUAAUCUUUCUGAACUUGCAGAGAUGAAAAUUGUUUAUCGUGGUGGGGUAGACAGUGAGGGACGUCCUGUAAUGGUUGUUGUGGGAGCACAUUUUUUGCUGCGAUGUCUUGAUCUGGAUCGAUUUGUUCUUCAUGUUGUGAAGGAAUUUGAGCCCAUAAUACAGAAGCCUUACACCAUUGUAUAUUUCCAUUCUGCAGCAUCUUUACAGCUUCAACCAAACUUGGGAUGGAUGAGAAGAUUGCAACAAAUACUUGGUCGGAAACACCAGCGGAACCUGCAUGCAAUAUAUGUUCUCCAUCCUUCUUUUCAUCUGAGGGCCACAAUUUUUGCUCUGCAAUUAUUUGUUGAUGGUGUGACAUGGAAAAAAGUAGUAUAUGCUGAUAAGCUUCUACAGCUGUUCCGACAUGUUCCUCGGGAGCAACUGAGCAUUCCAGACUUUGUUUUCCAGCAUGAUUUAGAAGUAAAUGGUGGAAAGGGUCUUAUUGUGGAUCCCAGAACAAAAUAUGUGUAUCAUCGACCAUAGGGAUCACAUAUUACAGUUAGUUCUAUUCGGAUGACAAUCCAAAGUCCACUUCUUGUGGUUAAGUAGGUGUGUGUGCUGCAUUUGGCCUUAGUCUUGUACAAAUUGUAUCUGAAUUUUUUUAAUUUUUUAUUUAAUUUAUUGCAUUUGUUGAAUUGCUGUUAAAUGUGUACAUUGUUCUUUUUAAAAAAUAAUUUUGAGUUCUUGAGCCC